Messenger RNA from Pleuronectes platessa (European plaice), 1243 nucleotides. It is a transcript of the gene psmg2, whose product is annotated as proteasome (prosome, macropain) assembly chaperone 2. Gene Ontology annotation, cellular component: nucleus; cytosol. NCBI's taxonomy places the organism in Eukaryota, Metazoa, Chordata, Actinopteri, Pleuronectiformes, Pleuronectidae. The record is from RefSeq and is a predicted model, not a curated record. Bases 139 to 927 code for a protein of 262 amino acids. Gene Ontology annotation, biological process: proteasome assembly. The transcript has 7 exons.
UCAGCAGCGGACGGGGAUUGUGACUCUAGAAGGACCUCAACACCGGGCAUGAAAAUAAGUGAAUCCAGUCUGAAGAACUUCUAGUUUCAGUUUAAUUUAUAAAUCUCCGUGGCUCAGUUAGUUUCCCUGAACGGCGCCAUGUUUAUCUCCUCAGAAAAUGCUCCCCCCUCCCUCAAAGAUUUCACCCUCGUCAUGCCGGCGGUGGCUGUCGGUAACGUGGCUCAGCUGGCGGUGGACCUCCUGGUGUCCACUCUCAACAUGAAGCUAGUGGGCUACAUACACACCGACUGUCUGAUCCCGAUGGCCGGGAACAACCCGUACAGCACCUGCAGAGAGGACGCUGAGGAGCUGCACACCCCCGCAGAAGUUUACACGGCGCCAGAAUUGAAGUUGGCCGUUCUUCAGAUCAGAGCACCAAUCAUUCAGAAAAAAUCCAAAAAGUUCCGUCAGCUGAUCGUGUCUUGGAUCAAAACCAGCGGCUUCUCCCGGACUGUGAUUCUGUCCAGCAGCCACGCCUACCAAAGGGACGACCAACAGAUGAAAGGCACUCCUUUGAGGUACCUGGUCACUCCGUCGCUGCUGAAGGUGAGUGCAGACGCCUUGAAGGAGUUGGGCUGGAGGGAAAUGGAGCAGCUGCCGGCGUUCCCUGGACUGACGGAGGCCAACGCAGAGUCGCGCCUCAGCAUCCCUGGAGGAGGCAUCACCAAAGGACUCUACACAGACAGUUGUGCGGAGGAUCUUCCACUGGCUGUGAUCCUGCUCUUCUGCUCGGAGGGCGACAACAUUCCAGACGCCUUCACCCUCGUCAACCACCUGAAUGACUGGCUCCACCUGCUGGACAACCCUAGCCAAGAGCCCAACAAAUGGAAGAUCCCACCGUCCUGGAGUCUUCUGUUUGGCAGCGGCAUCCCUCCUGCAAUGUUCUAAUACACACUUGUUUACCUUGCUUAUAAUGAUCCUACAGCAACAACACAUUCGCAUUUUAGAAAUUUGUUUAUUGAAAGGUUUUUGUGUCUGAUAAUACUGUAUGCUUAAAAAAUUAUGAAUUGUUGAGGUCCCCGGUGUGAACAAAUAACCCCAUAUUAAAUUACACACUUAUCAGUUUCCUUUAUUUGAAUCAUACUCCUUCGAUGUACAAAUAUUACAUUAUGUACAGUGUUUGACCCAGAUGUGCAUUUGUGGAAUACUGUAGAAAUGCAGAAUUUGAAUGUUUAUUUCCCCCAAUAAAAGAUUUUUACAUGAA